Messenger RNA from Verruconis gallopava, 942 nucleotides. RefSeq lists its product as uncharacterized. Lineage: Eukaryota; Fungi; Ascomycota; Dothideomycetes; Venturiales; Sympoventuriaceae. Bases 1 to 942 code for a protein of 313 amino acids. The transcript is spliced from 2 exons. The record is from RefSeq and is a predicted model, not a curated record. Gene Ontology annotation, molecular function: catalytic activity.
AUGGAUGAGCAAGCACCGAAAACACCGGCCCGUCGCCUGCGAGAGCUUCUGAGCAAAGAAGAUCACAUUCUCGUAUGCCCUGGUGUAUAUGACGGCCUAACGGCGCGUAUAGCGCUCAACGAAGGCUUUGAAUGUCUAUAUAUGACCGGCGCCGGCACGGCAGCGUCUCGACUGGGCAUGCCGGACCUUGGCUUGAUCACGAUGAAUGACAUCUCAGAGAACGCAGCCAUGAUUGCGUCGUUGAACCGCACCGUGCCGCUGAUUGCAGAUGCGGACACGGGAUACGGAGGUCCUGUAAUGGUGGCGCGAACGGUGAAGGCUUACAUCCGUGGCGGCGUUGCAGGGCUACAUCUGGAGGACCAGGUCCUAUCGAAGCGGUGCGGACACCUCCUUGGAAAGGAGAUCGUGGACGAAGACGUGUUUCUGGCCCGGAUCAGGGCUGCCGUCAUGGCCAGAGACGAGAUGAAGGCCACCAUGGGCGAGGCGGGCGACAUUGUCAUCAUCGCGAGGACGGACGCGCUGCAGUCCAAUGGCUUCGACGACGCACUGCACAGACUGCAGCAGGCCGUUAAAUGCGGCGCCGACGUCGCGUUCCUGGAAGGUCUCACGAGCGUUGAGCAGUGCCGCGCUGUCUGCGAGAGACUGGCUCCCACGCCCGUGCUCCUGAACAUGGUCUCCGGUGGCGUGACGCCAAACAUGACGGCGAUGGAAGCAAAGGUGGCUGGCUUUAAGAUCAUUAUAUUUCCCGGGCUGAUGUUGGGUGCGGCGUUUGCGGGCUGUGCCGCUGCGGCGAAGCAGCUGAAGCACACGGGUGCGGUCCCGCUGGCGGAAGGCCAGCGAGAUGGAGGAGGGCCCAAGGCGUUGUUCACGGCCGUGGGACUGGUGGAGUGCAUGGAGUUCGACAAAAAGGCGGGUGGGCACGCGUACGCAAAUGGUGUUUGA